Enhydra lutris kenyoni (northern sea otter) is the source of this 2757-nucleotide messenger RNA. It is a transcript of the gene AP5Z1, whose product is annotated as adaptor related protein complex 5 zeta 1 subunit. Lineage: Eukaryota; Metazoa; Chordata; Mammalia; Carnivora; Mustelidae. Bases 31 to 2457 code for a protein of 808 amino acids. Gene Ontology annotation, cellular component: AP-5 adaptor complex. The transcript has 17 exons. The record is from RefSeq and is a predicted model, not a curated record.
UCUCCGGGCGGCGGCUGCGGCGGCGGCGGCAUGUUCACGGCGGGGGCCGAGAGUCUGCUCCACCAGGCCAGGGAGAUCCAGGACGAGGAGCUGCAGAAGUUCUGUUCCCGGGUCGCGAAGCUGCUGCAGAAGGACGACCCGGGGCCUGACGCAGUAGACGCCCUACAGAGGCUGUUCCUCAUCGUCUCAGCCACGAAAUACAAGAGGCGGCUGGAGAAGACGUGCGUGGACCUGCUGCAGACCACCCUCUGCUCGCCCAAGUGCCCUGAGCAGCUCCAGCUUCUGUGCGCUGCCAUCCUGAGAGAGAGGUCACCCUCCGAUGACCUGAGCCUGUCCUGUGACCACGUCCAGAGCAGCCAGCAGCUGAGCCUGGUGGCCUUGGUGCUCUUGGCCCAGGGUGACAGAAAGGAGGAGGUCCGAAGCGUGGGCCAGCGCGCCUUCAGAGUCCUUGAGAGCCGGCAGCCCGAGGGGCCCAGUCUGAGGCACCUGCUCCCAGUCGUGUCCAAGGUCACGCGCCUGGCCCCGCACUCCAUCCAUGAAGACCAGACCAGCCUGCUCAGCAAGAGGUUGGUGGACUGGCUUCGCUAUGCCAGCAUCCAGCAAGGGGUCCCACACGCUUCUGGAGGGUUCUUCUCCACACCCAGAGCCCGGCAGCCGGGCCCUGUCACUGAGGUAGAUGGGGCGGUAGCCACAGAUUUCUUCACGGUGCUGUCCACGGGCCAGCACUUCACGGAGGACCAGUGGCUGAACGUGCAGGCUUUCUCCAUGCUGCGGGCAUGGCUGCUGGCCAGCAGCCCCCAGGGCCCCAGUGCCCUGGACUCAGAUGACAAGUCGGAGCUGGAGGGCUCCACGCUGUCCGUGCUGUCGGCCACGUCCACCGCCAGCCACCUGCUGCCGCCCCAGGAGCGGCUGAGGGAGAAGGCCUUCGAGUACUGCCAGCGCCUGGUGGAGCAGAGCACGCGGCGAGCCCUGAGAAAGGGGGACGCGGACCUGCAGAAAGCCUGCCUGGUGGAGGCCGUGCUGGUGCUGGACGUGCUCUGCCGGCAGGACCCGUCCUUCCUGUACCGCACGCUGUCCUGCCUGAAGGCGCUGCACACACGGCUGUGUGGGGACCUGGCGCGGGCGCGGGCGCUGCUGCCCAUCGCGCAGUUCUUCCUGAGACAUGGGGAGGCAGCCGCCGUGGACUCAGAAGCCAUCCUCCAACACCUGUUCACCAGGGUCCCCUGCGAGCUCUUCCACAGCCCCACGCUGGCCUUCGAGUUCGUCCGCUUCUGCGGGGACAGCCUGCCCCUGUUUGGCAAGAACCCUGACAUUCUCAAGCAGAGCUUCCCCAACCUCUUCAAGCUCCUGGCCUGGAACAGCCCGCCCCUCACCUCCGAGUUCGUGGAGCUCCUGCCGUGGCUGGUGGACCCCGGCACAGCUGUGGAGAUGCUCCACGCGCUGCUGGACCUGCCCUGUCUGACCGCGGCCUUGGAUCUGCAGCUCAGGCUGUCACCAGCUGUGUCUGAGAGGCCGCUGUGGGACGCCUCCCUCAGGAACCCCAGCUGUCUGGAGGCUUCCCGGGACCCACAGUUCCAGGCUCUUCUCCAGCACCUGCUGCGGGCCAAGGCCAGUGGAACCGUGGAGAGGUUGGCGCCCCUCCACCAGCUGCUGCAGCCCAUGGCCAGCUGUGCCCGGGUGGCCCAGUGCGCCGAGGCUGUGCCCACACUGCUCCAGGCCUUCUUCUCCGCAGUGACUCAGUUUGCUGACGGGGUUCUGGCCAACCAGCUGGCGCUGCUGCUCCUGGAGAGAUGUGACUCCCUUUACCAGGUGCCCCAGUAUGAGGCCCGUGUGCACAGGGUGCUGAGCUCCCAGUUCCUGGCCCUGUGCGCACUGCACCCGUCACUGGUGGUCGAGCUGGCGAAAGAGCUGCUGGAGUUCGUGGGGAGUGUGAGCAGUGUCCGCAGCCGGGGGGCCAUGCUUGCCUCCGUGGCCUGGGCCAUCGGCGAGUACCUGUCUGUGUCCUGGGACCGGCGAUGCACCGUGGAGCAGAUCAACAGGUUUUUUGAGGCCCUCGAGGCCCUGCUGUUCGAGCUUACCCAGUCGCGCCCAUCUGCCACCCUCCCCGAGUGCCCCCCACAGGUCAUCGCCGUGCUCAUGACCACGCUGACCAAGCUGGCCUCCCGGAGCCAAGACCUGAUUCCCAGGGUCUCUCUGUUCCUGUCAAAGAUGAGGACCCUGGUCCAGAGCCCGGCGCUGAGUUCCAUGCACCGUGAGGAGGGCGCGGCAGCCGUCCGCACACGGGCCACUGAGCUCUUGACGCUGCUGAAGAUGCCCAGUGUGGCCCAGUUUGUGUUCACGCCCAGCGCAGAGCUGUCCGAGCCCCGCUACCACCGUGACGCCAACACCGCCCUGCCGCUGGCCCUGCGCAUGGUCAGCCGCCUGGUGGAGAAGGAAAUGGGCCUCCUGCCGGGGUGAGGGGUGUUGACCUGGGGGACGCUGGCCCGGCCACAGAAUGAGAGCCAAGCUGCGGCUGCCACGAGCAGGGGCUUGAGACCCGGGGAGGAGCCCCGGGUGGGUCUGGGUCCCUCUGUGUGGGUCAGGCUGUCCCAUCCUCAGCCUUUGGGUGUUUGUCUCUGUCCCAUGCUGAACUGUGUGGUGACACAGAUCUGAUUUGGAGCUCUCACCCCGUUGGGGGUGGGUGGGGGCUGCUUGGUGUGUUUCUGGCAGAUCCUUGUUGGGAGGCAAAAGGAGGUGCAGCGGCAAUAAACAUCUUCC